UCUUCUUAUAAAAUCCCUACUCAUCUGAAACUCAUUUCAUUUCAUUUCCUAGGUCAAUUCUAUUCAUUACAGAAUUUUCCUUGGUCCAUUCUAUUCAUCUCAGAGAGACUCUGCUUUUCCAGAAGGAGGAAGAGAUGAGCAACCACCAUCACCAUCACCAUCACCAACACCAUGGCCACCAAGAAGGGGGCUACCCAUAUGCCCCAGGCUAUCAAGAAGGGGGCUAUCCAUAUGCCUAUCAAGAAGGGGGCUAUCCAUAUGCCCCAGGCUAUCAAGAAGGGGGCUACCCAUAUGCUCCUCCACCACCACAACCAGGGGCUUAUCUUCAAGCUCCAGGGGCUUACCCAUAUGCUCCUCCUCCACCACAACAACCAGGGGCAUAUUCUCAAGUUCCGGGGGCUUAUUUACCAGCACCUUACCCUUCAUCAGAGGGCCUGCAAUAUCAAUAUGCAGAGGAAGAGGCAAAGAAGCACAAGAAUCGUGAGCAUAUGACUGAGGUGGGAGCACUAGCAGCAGGUGCCUUUGCCUUGUACGAAGGAUAUGAGGCGAAAGUGGAUCCAGAGCACGCAGGGAGACACAAAAUGGAGGCAGAAAUAGCUGGGGCCGCUGCUGUUGGGGCGGUGGGCUACGCUGUGUAUGAACACCAUGAGAGCAACAAGUAUGAGCCUCACCAUGAACACCAUGGUCAUCACCAUGGUCGUCAAUGAAGACAUUAAAAAUUCACCCAUGUAUGUUGUUAAUAAUAGAAUUUCACGCGAUCUGCACAGUCGUGUGUAAAAAUAAGAUUACAAUUUUCAACGUUUUCUUUAUAAGAAGCAUGGAUUGGUAUGUUUAUCAUCCGUAUUCAAUGGAUCUUGGAUUGGUUUGUUUAUCAUCCGUAUUCAA
Messenger RNA from Cryptomeria japonica (Japanese cedar), 885 nucleotides. RefSeq lists its product as uncharacterized. Lineage: Eukaryota; Viridiplantae; Streptophyta; Pinopsida; Cupressales; Cupressaceae. The transcript is spliced from 2 exons. The coding region runs from base 135 to 707 and encodes 190 amino acids. The record is from RefSeq and is a predicted model, not a curated record.